Pseudophryne corroboree (corroboree frog) is the source of this 897-nucleotide messenger RNA. RefSeq names its product taste receptor type 2 member 41-like. The record is from RefSeq and is a predicted model, not a curated record. Gene Ontology annotation, biological process: G protein-coupled receptor signaling pathway; sensory perception of taste. Gene Ontology annotation, molecular function: bitter taste receptor activity; G protein-coupled receptor activity. The transcript has a single exon. Gene Ontology annotation, cellular component: membrane. Bases 1 to 897 code for a protein of 298 amino acids. Lineage: Eukaryota; Metazoa; Chordata; Amphibia; Anura; Myobatrachidae.
AUGCUGCUGCCUGUGCAGAUUGUGGAGGCCAUCAUUAUAGCUAUAAUCGGGGUAAAUGGAAUCAUCAUAAACUCCGCCAUCCUCUCUAUGUACAUCAGAUACUGGAGAAAGACCACGAGUCUGGCCGCCAGUGACCCAAUCCUGCUCUCUAUGGCUCUCACCAAUCUCCUCCUGCAAUGCUCAUUGUUGCUCAACAGUUGCUUGCUUGCUUUCCAGACACAAAGAGAAAUGAACACACAAACAAUCUCAGUUGUUGUUUAUGUCCUGCUUGUCCUGUACAAUAUGAGUUUUUGGAACACCGCCUGGCUCUCCAUCUGCUACUGUGUGAAACUCGUCACCGUUACCCACCGGAUCUUCCUCUGGGUGAAAAUGUGGUUUCCCUCUUCCAUCACCAAACUCCUCAUAGGAUCAGCAAUAUGGUCAGUUCUGGUGACUUUGCCCUUUUUCUGGACAUCACAGAUGAUGUUUCUACAGAAAACAAAUAUUACUGAUGGGUCAAUAGGUUUUGCAAUGACGGUAAAUGUCCUUUACACUGUGACUAAUAUGCUGCUCAGUUACAUCCUGCCCUUUACCCUGACUGCCAUCUGUAUUGGGCUCAGUGUGACGUCUCUCCUGCACCAUGUCUGGAGGAUCAGGCAGAACGUGUCCCAGGACAGCUCAUCCCCUCAGCUCCAGGCUCUUGUUCGGGCGGCUGUGACAAUGAUGCUGCAUGUGCUGUUGGACCUGACCUUCCUUAUUAUUCUUCUUUAUACAUUUGCUGUGUCUUUCCACCUAGAACCUGUAGUAGGAUUCAUCUUCUGGUUGUUUCUUAUGUCAUAUCCAUCUGUACAAUCUUUCAUACUAAUCUUUGGAAACCCUAAAUUGAAGAGAAGACUCUUGAGGCAUCAGUCCACCUAG